GGCCGCAGAUGAAGAAGAGGCGGCGGCAGUGGUGGAAGAGGAGGCGGCGGCGGUGGCGGCGGCGGCGGCGGCGGGGGUAGGAAGCCUGGAAACGCGAGCGGGGAUGGUAGGUGGUUUGGACCCGCCAGGCUGCCGUCGUUUCCAGAAAGGGUUUGACUGGAGGAACCUCUGGAGCAGCUGUGGGCUGGCUCCUCUGGCUGAUGGCAUGUUGAGGUACAUGGACCAGUGGCAACGAGGGCAUUUGAUCCGGAGGGGGCCACUCUAGAGGCCCGACUACCACCAUCAUGGGCCAGUGUGUCACCAAAUGCAAGAAUCCCUCAUCUACCCUGGGCAGCAAGAAUGGAGACCGGGAGCCUAGCAGCAAGUCACAUAGCAGGCGAGGUGCAGGCCACCGUGAGGAACAGGUGCCACCUUGUGGCAAGCCAGGUGGGGAUAUCCUCGUCAAUGGAACCAAGAAGGCAGAGGCUGCCACUGAGGCCUGUCAGCUGCCAAUGUCCUCGGGAGAUGCUGGGAGGGAGUCCAAGUCCAAUGCUGAGGAGUCUUCCUUGCAGAGACUGGAAGAACUGUUCAGGCGCUACAAGGACGAGCGGGAAGAUGCAAUUUUGGAAGAAGGCAUGGAGCGUUUUUGCAAUGACCUAUGUGUUGACCCCACAGAAUUUCGAGUGCUGCUCUUGGCUUGGAAGUUCCAGGCUGCUACCAUGUGCAAAUUUACCAGGAAGGAGUUCUUUGAUGGCUGCAAAGCAAUAAGUGCAGACAGCAUUGACGGGAUCUGUGCACGGUUCCCUAGUCUCUUAACAGAAGCCAAACAAGAAGAUAAAUUCAAGGAUCUCUACCGGUUUACAUUUCAGUUUGGCCUGGACUCUGAAGAAGGGCAGCGGUCACUGCAUCGGGAAAUAGCCAUUGCCCUGUGGAAACUAGUCUUUACCCAGAACAAUCCUCCAGUAUUGGACCAAUGGCUAAACUUCUUAACAGAGAACCCCUCAGGGGUCAAAGGUAUCUCCCGGGACACUUGGAACAUGUUCCUUAACUUCACUCAGGUGAUUGGCCCCGACCUCAGCAACUAUAGUGAAGAUGAGGCCUGGCCAAGUCUCUUUGAUACCUUUGUGGAGUGGGAAAUGGAGCGAAGGAAAAGAGAAGGGGAAGGGAGAGUCGCACUCAGCUCAGGGCCGGAGGGCUUUUGUCCCCAGGAGCAGACUUAGUGGCUCUGUCCCAGGAGCAGCUGUGAGGAUCGGCAAGCUGCCCUGAAGCCAAGCAAAGAAUUGGACCUUUCUGGAAGUUACUGAAGAUCCGGAUAUUUUCUACUUUUACACCUUUCUCUGCCUUGUAUCUGAAAGGGCUCUAAAAUGCUGUAUCAUGUUUUAGGCACUUUCUUCAUUUUCGGUUAUUUUGGUUAUUUCUUUUUUUGGAGGGGGGAGGGAAUCCCCCAAAAUAUUUGAACCUGGCUACAUGUUGUGUAUCUUUUUUUUUUUUUUUUAAAGCCUUCAGAUAGAAUAAGCCUGCCAUUUCUUGCACAAAUUUUAGAUUUUGGUUUGUUUUGUGGGGGAGGGCAUAAGAUUGGGUGGGGGGGAAAUGGGACUGUUAGGUUGAAUUAACAUUACAAAAUGAUACAGUGCCAGAUCUCAGUUUUGCAUAGAUUUUUUUUUUUCCAAGGCAGGUCUGUACUGUGUGUAGUGCUGUUUACAUGGUUGAGUUUAGGUUGUAAUAAUUAUUUUUAAAAGAUUUACACAACUUUGAAUAGCAGUGUUAACUGUUUAACCACAUUGCAUUAAUUUUCAGACAAUUUAGAACUCUUGGAGAGCUAAGGCCAACAAGAGUAUUCGCAGUCUGGUGACAAUGCCCUUUUAAGCUAACUUAUCCCAAACCUUUGUUUCCCUCACUUCUAGUUCAUUCCUUCUUUGUGACCUAUUGCGUUUCAUGUUGAGUUUAUCAUCAACAUGCUGCACGUGUCAGUCAAGUGAGCAGUUUUGUUUCCUUUUAGAACACGUUGUACUAAGAACCACUUACAUUGAAUGCAGAGAAAGCAGUGCUACCUCAGUUUUGCUGGAAGUAGAUUUAUUUGAUAGUUUUCUUUCUUUGAUGAAGUUUCUGUAUUUUCAUAUUAUAAGUGGAAAUACUUUUCUUUUUUUUUUUUCUAUUUGCCUUGGAGCCAAAGUUUCUGUUCCUGGUAGUCGGAAAACUGUGCCGGCCGGCCAGCUGACUUGAAAGAAAACUGUGGUAUGGAGCUCUGCUUGAACUUUUGUUUUACUUUUAUUUUAUUUUAUUUUUUAAAAAAAUUCAUCAGCUUACUUGUCUGGCAAGUGCAGAAGCCUAGGACUGGCUUGAUCUCUGCCAAACAAAUGAUCAAAGUGUAUUUAAUAGUUCAAAGUGCGCCCUUUUCCCUUCUUGCUGCACCCAUGUUGUCACUUAACCCCCAGGAGUUAUUUAUUGUCUUUUUGUUAAUGUCAAGCUCAUAGGGGGUAAUGUGAUGACUGUUUAGGUUUACAUGACUCUCUUCCCCUUGCCUGUCCCCAAGUGUGUGUGUGUGUGUGUGUGUGUGUGUGUAUACAUAUAUAAAGUAUGUAUAUAUUUUACAUAUAUAAAAAUAUAUAUAUACACAUAUAUGUAUCUAUAUUUCUGUUUCUUUGCCUGCUAAAACUGGCCAUAAAAGAGGGAGCUGCCUUCACCAUAUAGUUCAAGAAGAGUGCCAGGGUGCGUAAUUGAGGCUGUAGCAUAUGAAUUUGGACCAUUUUUACUAAAGAGAACAUGAAUUUGCUUAUAGGGAGGAGGACCCAGUUCCCUUUUUGCUCACUUUACAAGGCCAGUUUUUGAUCAAACUGCCACUGGUCCCUGAGGAGCUGAUUUGUCCUACCUGGUUUUCGUAAUGGGGGCCCUCUUGCUAUUUUUCCAUUAAAAAAAAAAAUCUAUAUAUAUAUCUAUAUAUAUAUCUUGAAAAACCUGUACUGGAAGGGUGGGUGGCAGGAGCUUGUACAGUUCAGCUUUCAACACUUUGGAACAGUUUAAAAAGGGAAUCUUUGAAAUAAAAACUUAUAAAAAAUGUU
Messenger RNA from Dipodomys spectabilis (banner-tailed kangaroo rat), 3038 nucleotides. It is a transcript of the gene Dcun1d3, whose product is annotated as defective in cullin neddylation 1 domain containing 3. Gene Ontology annotation, molecular function: ubiquitin-like protein binding; ubiquitin conjugating enzyme binding; cullin family protein binding. Gene Ontology annotation, cellular component: ubiquitin ligase complex. The record is from RefSeq and is a predicted model, not a curated record. NCBI's taxonomy places the organism in Eukaryota, Metazoa, Chordata, Mammalia, Rodentia, Heteromyidae. Gene Ontology annotation, biological process: positive regulation of ubiquitin-protein transferase activity; protein neddylation. Bases 285 to 1199 code for a protein of 304 amino acids. The transcript is spliced from 3 exons.